AUGUCUUCUUCUUCAUCUCAUAAAUCAAUUAAUUCAACACAUGAUGAAUUACCAAUUCAAAAAAUUCAAACUACUGGAGAUAAUCAUGAAUUUAUCAUUAUAAAUAAUAAAAAAUAUUAUAAAUCUGAUCUUCAACAAGCUUUUGGUGGUACUUUAAUUGCUGGUCCAACUCCAUAUCCAACUAUAAAUAUUAAUUCUGCUCCAGUAGGGUUAUCAGCUUUUGCAUUAACUACUUUUGUAUUAAGUUUAUAUAAUGCAAAAGCUUUUAAUAUAGAAAUUCCAAAUGUUGUUGUAAGUGUUGCCAUAUUUUAUGGUGGAUUAGUUCAAUUAUUAGCUGGUUUAUUAGAAUUUUUAUCAAAUAAUACUUUUGGUUUUACUGCAUUAACUUCUUAUGGAGCUUUUUGGUUAGCUUUUGGAGCUAUUUAUAUUGAUAAUUUUGGAAUUGCUGAUGCAUAUAAAGAUGAUCCUGAUCAAAUGGCUAAUGCUGUUGGAUUUUUUUUAUUAGGUUGGGCUAUUUUCACUUUUAUGAUUUUAUUAGUAACAUUAAAAACAACUGUUGCAUUUUUCAGUUUAUUUUUCUUCUUAUUAAUAACAUUUUUAUUAUUAGCUGGAGGUGAAUUCAGUGGUCGUGUUGGUGUAACUCGUGCCGGUGGAGUAUUUGGAAUGAUAACUGCUGUUAUAUCUUGGUAUAAUGCAAUGGCUGGUACUGCAACUAAAUAUAAUUCUUAUAUUCGUUUGAAACCAAUUCCUUUACCUGGUAAUGCUAUUUAUAAAGGUAUUUAA
Messenger RNA from Lodderomyces pseudojiufengensis, 783 nucleotides. Its product is annotated as acetate uptake transporter family protein. The coding region runs from base 1 to 783 and encodes 260 amino acids. Lineage: Eukaryota; Fungi; Ascomycota; Pichiomycetes; Serinales; Debaryomycetaceae. Gene Ontology annotation, molecular function: acetate transmembrane transporter activity. The transcript has a single exon. The record is from RefSeq and is a predicted model, not a curated record. Gene Ontology annotation, cellular component: plasma membrane.